AUGGCCUCCGCGAGACCAGCGACACUGGCACAUCGGUACCUGCCUCCCCAGGAUCCAGCAUUGCGGACUCAACCCGAGAUACGCUUGUGCCCGGAACUCUGGCUCAAAUAUCAGCAGAUAUCUGCAAGCAUGCUGACCCGCAUGGAGAAGAGUGACAUGCUAACAGAACUGAAGGCCAUAACACGAGAAGAGGUUGCGGCGGUGCGCACCGACCAAACAGCAUUGAAACAGCGUGUGGAUGACCUGGAGGUAGACCGCCUGCAAAACACGCAACGCCAGGAGGCCACGGACCUGGCGACCACGAGGCAAGGCAACAUUUUUCUUGACCUCCACCGACAGAUUGAAGACCUCGACAACCAUGGCUGGCGUAAUAACAUUAGGAUCCGGGUAAUACCAGAGGCGGAGGGAGAGGUGCCGCAGAAGAUCCUCAUGGGCCUGUUCACACACCUGCUAGGAGACGCAGCACCAAGUGACUUCGGCAUCGAAAGGGCACACGGGGCGUUACGAGCUCCCAGACGAGAUGGCCUUCCAAGUGAUAUAAUCUGUGCACUGGUGUCAUUCCAAUUAAAAAAAUCCCUAAUGCGAGCAGCCAGAGACCAGCAGCAAAUAACCUACAUGGACGCGCAGGUUUACCUCUUUCAGGAUCUCUCCAUGAUCACCUUGGAUGCCUGCCGGGCCCUUAGGCCACUCACCCGCCUAUUGCAAGAGAGGAGAAUCCCAUAUAAAUGGGGGUUUCCGUUUAGCCUGCAGGCCUGGGUGGGCAACAUGUGGCACGUCAUCCGCUGGCAGAACGAUGUACCCCGUUUUCUCCGAUCCGCCGGCUUGCCUGCUAUCCCGGUGCCGAACUGGAUCCUGGAGGGCCCACCGGCACGAGCAACAGGACCGACAGAGGUAGCACACAACCUCCAGCCGGAUCCCAGACCGCAACGGCACAGAGGCGGCACAGAGGCCCAGAGGAGUAAAAAGCACACAAAGUGUGCAGAGGCUGCGCCCCGGACAUUCCCCGACCUGCACCUGUUUCGAUACUGA
Messenger RNA from Pelobates cultripes (western spadefoot toad), 1029 nucleotides. Lineage: Eukaryota; Metazoa; Chordata; Amphibia; Anura; Pelobatidae. The record is from the annotation of a GenBank genome assembly.